AUGCGUUUCUCCCCCUUGAUCGGCCUCGUUGGCGCCGCCAACGCGGUCUGCCCCUACAUGGCCGCUGAGGGCACCCAGCAUGAACGUCGCGACGCCUCGAACGACGGUGCGGCUGCCAACACCGAGGAGUUCUUGUCUCAGUACUAUCUCAAUGACAAGGAUGCAUUCCUCACGACCGAUGUGGGAGGGCCGAUUGCCGAUCAGGACAGCCUUCAGGUCGGAGACCGAGGUCCGACCCUGCUGGAGGACUUUAUCUUCCGUCAGAAGAUCCAGCGUUUUGACCAUGAACGUGUCCCUGAACGUGCCGUGCAUGCUCGAGGUGCCGGUGCCCACGGUGUCUUCACCUCGUACGGUGAUUACUCCAACAUCACUGCCGCUUCUUUCCUCGGUAAGAAGGGCAAGGAGACGCCCGUUUUUGUGCGAUUCUCCACCGUCGCCGGCAGUCGUGGUAGCUCCGACCUUGCUCGUGACGUUCACGGGUUCGCCACUCGUUUCUACACCGACGAGGGUAACUUUGAUCUUGUCGGAAACAACAUCCCCGUCUUCUUCAUCCAGGAUGCCAUCCUCUUCCCCGAUCUCAUUCACGCUGUCAAGCCCCGAGGUGACAACGAGAUUCCUCAAGCUGCCACCGCGCACGACGCAGCCUGGGACUUCUUCAGCAAACAACCCAGCUCGCUGCACACGCUCUUCUGGGCCAUGGCCGGUCACGGUAUCCCGCGGUCCUUCCGUCAUGUUGACGGCUUCGGAGUGCACACCUUCCGUCUCGUGACCGAAGACGGCUCCACCAAGCUCGUCAAGUUCCACUGGAAGUCCCUGCAGGGUAAGGCCAGUUUGGUCUGGGAAGAGGCUCAGCAGGUGUCGGGCAAGAACCCCGACUUCUUGCGCCAGGAUCUGUUUGAGUCCAUCCAGGAGGAGCGCUACCCGGAAUGGGAGCUGGGCGUUCAAAUCAUGGAUGAGAAGGACCAGCUCCGCUUCGGCUUCGACUUGUUCGAUCCCACCAAGAUCGUCCCCGAAGAGCUUGUGCCCAUCACUCCGAUCGGUAGGAUGACGCUGAACCGCAACCCGCGCAACUACUUCGCCGAGACCGAGCAGGCCAUGUUCCAACCCGGCCAUAUCGUCCGCGGCAUCGACUUCACCGAAGACCCUCUUCUGCAAGGCCGUCUCUUCUCGUACCUUGACACGCAGUUGAACCGUCACGGCGGCCCCAACUUUGAACAGCUGCCCAUCAACCAGCCUCGCGUCCCCAUCCACAACAACAACCGCGACGGUGCCGGCCAGAUGUUCAUUCCGCUGAACCCGAACGCCUACACCCCCAACACCCUCAACAAGGGAUCCCCCAAGCAAGCCAACCAAACCGUCGGCGACGGCUUCUUCACGGCCCCCAACCGCUCCCCCAGCGGCCAUCUCACGCGCUCCGUCAGCCCUACCUUCCGGGACGUGUGGUCUCAGCCCCGUCUGUUCUACAACUCGCUCGUGCCCGCCGAGCAGCAGUUCCUCAUUGACGCCAUCCGCUUCGAGACCUCGAACGUCAAGAGCUCCAUCGUCCGUCAGAACGUCAUCCUGCAACUGAACCGCGUCGACAACGACCUCGCCCGUCGCGUCGCCCGCGCCAUCGGCGAGAAGGAACCCUCCCCUGACCCCACCUUCUACCAUACCAACACGACCACCAACAUCGGCGCUUUCGGACACCCGCUCAAGAAACUCGAGGGCCUUAAACUCGGCUUCUUGGCCUCCGCCCAGAACGCCUCCUCCAUCAAGGCUGCCUCGGAGCUCCGCGACGCCCUCGCCAAGAGCGGCAUCGACACCGUCGUCGUCGCCGAGCGCCAGGUCGACGGCGUCGAUCAGACGUACUCGGGCUCUGACGCUAUCCAAUUCGAUGCUGUUGUCGUGGCCCCCGGCGCGGAGGGCCUGUUCGCUCCGUCCUCGUUCACGGCGCCCCCCUCCAACGCGACGGCGUCCGUGGCCACGUUCUUCCCUGCUGGUCGGCCCUUGCAGAUCCUCGUCGAUGGGUUCCGGUUUGGUAAGCCCGUUGGUGCUCUGGGUGACGGUGCUGCUGCGCUCAGGGGCGCUGGUAUCUCGGCCAGUCGUCAGGGUGUGUAUGUGGCGCAGUCGGCGACUGAUGCGUUUGCGGAUUCGAUUAAGAAGGGUCUGCGGACGUUCAAGUUCUUGGAUCGCUUUGCGAGGGAUAACUAG
Molecule: messenger RNA, 2193 nt
Organism: Aspergillus melleus
Lineage: Eukaryota; Fungi; Ascomycota; Eurotiomycetes; Eurotiales; Aspergillaceae
Gene: cat1
Product: catalase catB
Exons: 5
Coding region: 1-2193 (730 amino acids)
Biological process (GO): response to oxidative stress; hydrogen peroxide catabolic process
Cellular component (GO): cytosol
Molecular function (GO): heme binding; catalase activity
Source: RefSeq, a predicted model, not a curated record